Rhopalosiphum padi (bird cherry-oat aphid) is the source of this 3812-nucleotide messenger RNA. RefSeq names its product multiple C2 and transmembrane domain-containing protein (gene Mctp). The coding region runs from base 378 to 3245 and encodes 955 amino acids. Gene Ontology annotation, biological process: regulation of neurotransmitter secretion. Gene Ontology annotation, cellular component: synaptic vesicle membrane. The transcript has 19 exons. Gene Ontology annotation, molecular function: calcium ion binding. The record is from RefSeq and is a predicted model, not a curated record. NCBI's taxonomy places the organism in Eukaryota, Metazoa, Arthropoda, Insecta, Hemiptera, Aphididae.
AUGUGUGACGGCGCGGCGCGUACGGUCUACGCCGACGGUUGUGGCCUAAACCGAGACGCCGCCGCGGUCGCCGAGCCCGAGUGGUAGUCGUAGUACCGGUGUGCACGCGACCGCACGCACCCAAACGCGCGUUGGGGCCGGCCGUGAUAGGGUUCGCGCGCGCUUUAUACACCGACGACGACCGGGCGGGCGGCGUUCGUCAUCACAGUUGUGUUGUUGUUGUUUUACAUUUUAUUUUUCCACUUUUUAGUUGGCACCUACAGCAAUAUCGUUUUAGUUCAUCACCAUCGUAUAUGGUCCGCGUGAAACGAACCGGUCGUGUCGUAGCUCGUUCUUCCACUAAAUGACAUCAAACAUCGUACUGCCCGGCGGACGCGAUGAGAACGUCACAGUCGACGAAAAUAAAACCAUCUGUUAUAGUUUUACGUUCUUUAUCAGCUGAGAAUGUAUGCCACGUGGAAUUUAAUACGAGAUCUUUGAGAGAACACGAUCACCACCGAUCGUCAGUACCCUGCAACGAUGAAUCGGGAACUAGCGAUUUGGUCCGACGCCGGCCACUGUCGAAGUCUGAUUUCGACCUCAGUUAUCCUGAGGACUUGGACUAUUUGUGUAAGAAGUUCGCGGCAGCGGAACGGCGGCAUGUCACGAUGGAAAGCUUCGCAUCGUCAUCAUCGCCGAGCACUCCAGGUGCCGGUCAAGGGUGCUGUCCAUCUGCAAUCAAUUCGUCUUCCUGUGCCAGCGUUACCGCUCAGUCCACUAUACAAAGUAUCAAUGUGGUGCAAAAGACCCAUUCCUUUUUUAAUUCCUUGAAGGAGAAAUGGGCUAAAGGGAGAAAUAAAACACGAGGCUCUGACACUGAUGAGUCACCCUCUGAAUCUCCUAUACUAGCAAGACUAGUCCGUCCAGAUACAUUACAACAAACUAAGACUUCAGACUCAAAAAAUACUCAAAAUUCAAUUACUAGUGAAUUUGGAUUGACUCAGAAUUGGUUCCAAAAAGUUGUUUCACGUGAUCAUCAAAUUCGGCUCCGGAGACAAAAUUCAAUAAGAUCUGAACAACAAAUCGAUAUAAUUACACCAGAAGGUCAAAAUCCAAUUCUAAAUGAAGCUUUGCUCAGAAAAUAUGAUUUUUUUCAACUCAAAAUACAUUUAAAAAAAGGAAAAGAUCUCAUUGCUCGAGAUAAAAAUGGUCUCAGUGAUCCCUAUGUGAAGUUUAAGAUAGGUGGAAGACAGAUUCACAAAUCAAAAAUUGUGUAUAAAAGUCUAAACCCAAAUUGGGACGAAACGGUUACACACUUACUAGAUGAUCCCUUUGAACCUGUUCAAAUAAAGGUUUUUGAUUACGAUUGGGGUCUUCAAGAUGACUUUAUGGGUGCAGCGCAGAUCGCUUUGACGGCCUUAGAAUUGGGCAAACAGCACGAGUUAUGUUUACAAUUACGAGAUACACAAAAUGCUGAAUACCUCGGUGAGAUUUAUCUAGAUGUAACUUUAACACCUCAAUCUCGAGAAGAACGCGAACAGAGUCUUCAAAAAACAGGAAAAAUAACGGAAAUAGGGAGAAAAUACAAAUGUCAAGUUUGGAGUUCAGUGGUAACUAUUGUUUUAAUAAAAAUAAAGAACUGUACAAUAGCUGAAGGUUUGUGUGACCCUUACGUUCGUUUCAGAUUGGGAGGAGAAAAAUUCAAGAGCAAAGGUAGUAAUCGAAUGCCAACGCCUACUUGGCUGGAACAAUUCGAUUUGCAUUUGUUUGAUGACCAGACUCAAGAUUUAGAAAUAAACGUAUGUGCGAAAGAACGUUCACGUGAAGAAAUAGUAGCAAGCACUGUCUUGGACCUUAGUAAAUUGGAGCGGGAAAAGACGCACAAAAUCAAGUACAAACUCAACAUUGGAGGCAGCGGUGGCAUUGGUGACGAUCAUGGCGGUGAUCACCAUCAACAUCGUGACACCACCGGCGGGGGCGUACUUUACCUGUUGCUGACCAUCAGCGGCACUUCAACGAUCGCGAUGGUAUCAGACUUGUCCAACUACGAACGUGAAAUCACCGAACAGGAACACGUCCGACAAAAGUACAUACCCAGACGGACGUUUUGCGAUCUCCUCGACAUCGGAGUGCUAACGGUCCGAGUGUACAAAGCCCAAGGACUGACAUCAGCCGACCUGUGCGGCAAGUCUGACCCGUUCUGCGUGCUCGAGUUGGUCAACGCCCGGCUUCAAACGCACACAGAAUACAAAACACUGUCGCCCACGUGGGACAAGAUAUUCACUUUCAACGUUAAAGAUAUCAACUCUGUUCUCGAAGUGACAGUUUUUGAUGAAGAUCCUGAUUAUAAAGUAGAGUUCCUGGGAAAAGUAGCCAUACCAUUGCUUUCUAUUAAUAAUGGUGUACAAAAAUGGUAUUCUCUUAAGGAUAAAAAGUUAUCUGGCCGAGCAAAAGGAAACGACCCAAAAAUCUUAUUAGAAAUGCGGCUCAUCUGGAACCCGAUACGAGCGUUUAUCAGGACAUUGAAUCCAAAAGAGGAAAAAUAUAUGCAACAAGACAUAAAGUUUAAAAGACAGACACUAAUCAGAAAUGUCAUGAGGCUCAAACAGCUCGUUUUAUGGGCUAUAGAUAUUGGAAAAUAUUUUGAGUACUGGGUAGAAUGGGAAUCGCCAUUGCACACUAUUCUAGUAUUAAUUGGAUUCGUGGUGGCUUGUCAAUUUUUUGAACCGUACAUGGCACCUAUUGCUUUAUUAAUGGUGUUCCUCAAAUACUAUGUAGCAUAUUCGUGGGGUGCAUCUAAAUUAAUUGACGAAGAUGACGAACAACAGAUCGAUGAAGACGAUCAACAAGAUGAUCAACAGGACGACCAAGACGACGAAAAAGCAAAGGAAGAAAAAAAGUCUCUGAAAGAACGAGUAGCCGCUGUACAAGAAGUCACGCAAUUAGUUCAAAACACAAUCGGAGAUAUAGCUUCGUUUGGUGAAAAAAUUAAAAACCUUUUAAACUUUUCCGUACCAUUUUUAUCGUACUUGGCCAUCGUGUUACUGAUAGCGGUAACCAUAGUAUUGUAUUAUAUUCCAAUAAGAUAUCUGAUUAUGGGUUGGGGAAUCAAUAAGUUUACCAGGAAAAUACUUCGUCCACAUACAAUUCCAAACAACGAACUUUUGGAUUUACUUUCUAGGGUACCUGACAACGAAGAAAAGCGUCAUUACAAGGAAGUUAAAUAUAAGCCAAUAGAAAAUAUAAAAUGGUUUCAAAUGGGGUAGGUGAAUUUUUUUGUAUAAUUAAUGACAAGAUAUACUACAAAGAGCUAACAACUAUCGAUAGUGUAGACGCUGGUGAUAAAUCAAAUAAGGAUUCAAGAAGAAAACAGAAGCUGUGAUUAUUUUUUACAAUUUUGCAAGGUAUUCAUUUUGGUUGUUCUUAUAUUAACUAAAUUUAUAAUGUUAUACAUUAUCACAAUCUUAUUAUUAUUAUUACCUAUUGAUUAUAUGAAAACUUUUUAAUCUGAUUUCAUCGAUUCAAACUCAAUUCCUUUUUUUUAAAUAAUUGUGUGAUAUUUAGAUUUGUUAAUUUUACUUAAAAAAUUGGGCUUAUAUUUUAAACACUUUUAAUAAGUUUUCCUUCCUUCAUUUUUAUCUAUAUUUUUAAGCGAUUCUGUAUUGUAUAAAGUUUGAACUUUUUUAAGCUUACUUAUUGUCUUUUUAUUGGUUUGGUCUUAUCUUACCCAAAUCAUUUUAAAAAUAUGUAAUAACUGUUUUAAUCUUAUAUUGUUUAAUUAUUAUGUACUAUUACUUACUUCUAAAUUUUAUUCGAUACUGUUCGACGUAUUU